Molecule: messenger RNA, 735 nt
Organism: Triticum turgidum subsp. durum (durum wheat)
Lineage: Eukaryota; Viridiplantae; Streptophyta; Magnoliopsida; Poales; Poaceae
Source: the annotation of a GenBank genome assembly
AUGGAAGCGGCAGGGGAUGGAACUGGAAGGUUCCGAGGACGCCUCGAUGCCGCCGCCGGUUCCAUCUGCAGUGCGACGGAUCUGCCUUUGACCAGGCCAGCUCAGAUGAUGGUGAAUGAUUGGGAACGAAUAGUCGUGGACAUCGGUAGCAGCGACGAAUCAACAAUUCAUCCAGCAAAUGACCUUCUCAUACAAGCCCUGGCUAUUUACCCUUACUCCCACUUGGUUGAUUGUUGGGAAUCCAAGCUCGAGAAAGAUGCAGAAUUCAUCCGCCAAAGUGAAAAGGGUGGGAAAUGCAUAUUCCUCCUGAAUAACACAUUUGAUGUUCUGCAAAUGGUGCGGCGUCAAAGAGCAUCUUUUGCCAGUGACGAACUGGCAAGUAGGCUCACUUCAAUGAUCGAGCGGUACAAGAAGAGCUACUUGGACGAGUGCUGGGCUCCUCUGAACCGUCUAAACUUGGAGGAGUUUAAUGCUGAAUUUCUUGCCACCUGUAAUCGCCAGAUGACAUGGAAGGUCACAGCGGAACUCAGGUAUCAACUGCGGCAGGAGAUCGUGGAUUUCAUUGUUCCACCGUAUGAGGUGUCCUUAUCUGCACUGCAGGGAAAGGGAAAACGACUUUUAGGGGCGCCUUUUUCAUUAUUAAGGCAGCAAAUUGUGGGAGAGAAGAAACAAAAGAAGUACUACCAUACUGGUGAGCAGCUAGAAGUGGAGAUAAGAGGAUUAUUUGAAGGGUGA